Pocillopora verrucosa is the source of this 6927-nucleotide messenger RNA. The record is from RefSeq and is a predicted model, not a curated record. Lineage: Eukaryota; Metazoa; Cnidaria; Anthozoa; Scleractinia; Pocilloporidae.
UAUUCCGAAGUUCCAUGUUGUUCAGAUGAACUAACAACGGCAACAUGUCGGAGCUACAUUUGAAGAUACACAUUCGGGUAGCUUUAUUUGUUUUUCUUCUUCCUCUGGCUCUAGCUGACUGUGUUGAUCUGGAUCUGGGAAUGGAAAAUGAGGAAAUUUCAGAUGGUAACAUAACCGUUUCUUCAGUUAAAAAUGCCAGCACACCAGCCAAGAAUGGUCGACUGAACUACACAUCAGGACCAUCAUGGUGUGCAAGACCAAGUGACACUAACCCGUAUCUACAGAUUGAUCUACAGGCACUAUAUAUCAUCUGUGCUGUGUCCACUCAAGGGAAUUCUCAAGCAGAUCAAUGGGUGAAAAACUAUACACUUCAAUUCUCCAAUGAUGGAACAACUUGGAUGGUCUACAGAGAAGGUGGACAAAUUAAGACCUUUCAGGGAAAUAGUGACAGAGCCUCAGAGGUGAAGCAUGUUCUUUAUGAAAGUGUUGAAGCACACUACCUACGAAUCUUGCCAAGUGCAUACCAUGGUGCUGUGUGUAUGAGAAUAGAAGUGUUCGGUGUUAAGCAAAAACCAGUUAAUUUUGCCCUUGGGAAGGCCACCUUUCAGUCUUCAACAUUUAAUAAUACUCAGUUGGGUGUGUCAGGUGUGUCAGAUAAAGCAGUGGAUGGUAAUUCUGAUACUGAAUUUAGAAAUGGAAGCUGUACGCAUACUCAGUCAAGAAAUCCAAGCUGGUGGAGAGUUGAUCUGGGUUCAGAUAAGGUUCCAGUCUCUGACAUAUUCAUAGUCAACAGAUUUUCAACAGUUGCUGAUGUGAUGGCUAGGAGCAAAAAUUAUAACAUUACUUUGGGUAACAACCCAAUAGUAGUAAACAACACUCAGUGUAAAGGACUGUACAGUUUUGUUAACUUCAAAGCAUCAGCUGUUUGUUUUACCAACCCACUGAUAACUGGCAGAUAUGUAGGGAUAUCAACAGUAAGGAAACAAGCUCUUCAACUCUGUGAGGUGGAAAUCUAUUUGCGAGAUAAUCUUGCAUUUGGAAAACAAACAAAUCAAAGUAGUGUAGAGUUUGGUGGUGUAAGUAGCAGGGCAGUUGAUGGUAUCAGUAACACAGACUAUUACGCUAACAGCUGUACCCACACUGGCAAAGAACUCAACCCUUGGUGGAGAGUUGACUUGGGACAAGUUGAACCAGUUUCAGAAAUAUACCUAGUCAACCAAGAAAACCAGUGGUUUUACAGGCAGAAUAACUUUGAGAUCAGAGUGGGCACAGUAUCUAAUAAUGGAGGAAUUACCAAUCCCAGGUGUGGUGAUAAGCAGAGUUAUGGCCUUCCAAGAGGAAAAGGGGUAUCCUUUUUCUGUCGUCCUGUAUUAUUUGGAAGAUAUGUGACAAUAAGAAGCUUAAGAUCUGACAGUGAACACUUCACACUUUGUGAAGUUGAAGUUUAUUCUGAAAGGAGAGCUUGCCAAAUGCAGGCCAUAGGUGUGGCUAGCACUGACACACUUCCUGAUGCCAGCUUCUCAGCAUCAAGUGAACGUACAAAUCUUGAAGCUUCUAAAGGUCGACUGAAUGCAUUUAGGGGAUGGUCACCCAGCAGUAGUGACAGACCUGAUGAUUAUCUACAAAUUGAUCUGCAGUAUGAGUUUCUUAUUUGUGCUGUAGCUACUCAAGGGAGGUCAACUUUUGAUGACUGGACAACUGAGUACAAGUUACAGCUAUCCUUUGAUGGUUCCACUUUUGUGACUUACAAGGAAAACAAUGUUGACAAGACUUUCAGUGGCAAUUCUGGAAGACAUGACAUUGCCAAACACAAUCUCAGAGAUGUGAGGGCAAGAUUCAUUCGUUUCCAGCCUGUCAAGUUUGUUAGAAACAAAGCUUUGAGAGUAGAGGUGUAUGGAGUUCUUAUAUCUAGAGUCCCCUCAAAAGCACCCAGUGAAUUGACUUUAUCUGCAAUCUCUUCUACAAGUAUCAGUGCAUCCUGGCAUUUACCUCCUGCAUAUUCCAGACAUGGAAUCAUUGCAGGGUUCAAAUUGUUCUAUAAAAAGAAAGGGUUUAUUGGGUCAAUACGUGUGGAAACUAUCAAUAAUGGAAGGACCUUUUUAGGAGUAAUUAAUGGUCUGGAUAAGUACACAGAAUACGAAUUUCAAGUGUUGGCGUUCACGUCUCAUGGUGAUGGACCAAAGAGUUCAGUUGUGGUGGAGAGAACAAUGGAAGAUGUCCCUUCACAACCUCCUAGUGGCUUAACUGUAGCAGCCAGCUCUUUUACCAGUGUUUUAGCAUUUUGGCAGUUACCUCCUGAAGACUCCAGACAUGGAAUCAUCAAGGGAUACAAACUCUUUUACAAAGAAACAGGUGGUGAUAUGAGCUCAACAACCGAAUUACUCAUCAACAAUGCAGCAAUUCAGUCCAUAUCUGUCACUGGGCUACAAUCUGGUACAGAUUAUGACUUUCAAGUGUUGGCCUUCACAUCUAGCGGUGAUGGACCAAAAAGCUCUGUGAAAGUCGUGCGAACAGUUGUAGAUGCACCUGGUCCUCCGGCUUCCCUCAAUCAUACUCUUAAAACACCGACUGAGUCACAUGGACCAAUGAUAACUUUAUCCUGGACAGCCCCUUCACAACCGAAUGGAGUUAUCAGGAAUUACACUGUGUUUUACCACCACAGUGAAGAUCCACUUAAUACUCACAAUGAGACCUUUGGACCAGAUGUCUUUAGUUACACAGUUGAUGUGUUGGGUGGAGUCACCUAUUGGUUUGACGUCAGAGCUGAGAUAAUAAAACCUGGAGAAAAGGCCUCUUUAAUCGUUAAUAUCCCAGAAUAUAAGCCUAAUAGUGGCCCAGCUAAGGUGUUUUCUGCCUAUGUGAACAAGACCACCUUAAACAUUUCAUGGGCACCUCUACCAAGAGAGCAGAGUAAUGGCGGCAUCAUUCUGUACAACGUCAAAGAAGAAUUGUUGUCUCGGGGAACACGACAGAAAAGAUCACCUCUGAGCGGCAAAACAGUCAAUACAACAGACACAUUCAUUUUACUGAGUGGAUUAUUGCUUUGUUCGCAAUACCAAGUAUCUGUUCGAGCUUAUACCAAAGUAGGUCCUGGCCCAUAUGGUCCACCUUUAGAACUGCCGAGAACAUCGGGCCCGGGAACACCUUGGGGGUUAAAUGCAUCAAACGUUGGAGCAACCCAAGUGACACUGGAAUGGAAGGAACCAGAGCUUAUGACAAAAGAAGGUCUCAGCUAUAGAGUGAAGUAUCUCGGUAUAAAGCCUUAUAAUGGAAGCUUUAGAGAGGAAGGUUUUCAGGACGUUGGCAGUUCCACCUAUUACACCAUGAAAGGUUUAGUUCCAGGUUCAAUCUACGAGUUUCAGAUUUUCGUGAGCUCUGUUUGUGGACUCGGAGAACCCAGAAGAUUUCCUGAUAGGAUCGAAACAAAGAUGACAGCCCCGAUCUCCCCAGCUGUACUUUCGGUGACGAAUAAACGUAUUUCGACAUCAACUGUUGUGAUUCGCUUGUGGCCUGCGGAGCAAAGAAAUGGUCCAAUAAGUUCUCAUCAAGUUAUAGUUCUAAAUGUUGUUGACGGAGUGGAAGAUCUUCCGAUUGAUUUUGCUUCAAAAAUACAAGAUUCAAAUAAUUCCGAGAAAGGGAACCUGAAUUUUUAUGUUGCUGCUGAGCUGAAAAAUAUUCCGGGGAAUGAAAUGUCUUGGGAAUUCAGUGUUGGCGAUGGAAAAACGUAUGGAGCAUACAGAAACAAAGAACUCCAAAUCGGAGAGGACUACAUUGUGUACCAAAGAGCGAUGACUUAUGACAAUGAUGUAAUUUUAUAUGGACCAGUCAGCAAGGUGGCAAAAAUUUCUGUCACUGAAGGAUUAGGAAGAAGAGAAAGCUCUAAAUCUGCUAGUAUUGUGCAGAUUGCCGUUCCAGUGGUUCUGGUUAUAGUCUUGGUACCAUUGCUUCUUGUUGCAAUACUGCUGUAUCGGAGGAGGAGACAGGCAGAAAAGUCGGGCCCAGGGAAAGACAGUAAUAAAGUACAUAUUCCACUUGGCGAAUUCAGAAUGGAUUCAGUUGAGUCCAACGGAGGAACAGCUGACUUAGUUUAUCAAAACGUGUCUGAAAUUCCUUCAGAUGAAAGUGUUGGUGUGAAAGAAUCUCUCCCCAAAGAAAAAGAAUCGGUGUACAGUGAGGCUGAUGAUGGUACGCCAAAACCAAUUCCUGUGGCGGAGUUUGCUCAAUACUUCAAGAACAAAUCAGUCAAUGGAGGCAUUGUGCUGAAAGAGGAAUUUAAGAAGUUACCCAGCAUUUUGCCGUUCUCUUGGGACGUUGGCAAAAACAACAAAGUGAAAAACCGUUUUGGAAAUAUUACGACCUAUGAUCAUUCUCGCGUUGUUUUGGAGAAAAUAGAGGGUGAUCCAAAGUCUGACUACAUUAACGCCAGUUACAUUCCGACUGUUGAUGAGGAAUCAAUGAACUACAUUGCAACGCAAGGUCCAACCUCUACAACAAUCAAUGAUUUCUGGCGAAUGAUCUGGCAAAAUAACUGUUCUGUUAUCGUCAUGUUAACCAACUUGGUCGAGCUUGGAAAGAACAAGUGUAAUCAGUAUUGGCCUGACAAUACUACGAGGUUUGGAUCCAUCACAGUAACACUACUUGGGACGCAAAGCUUCGCUGACUACUGCAUCCGAACCUUAAAAUUAGUCCAGGGCACAAAGACGCGUGAGGUUUACCAAUAUCAUUUCACCUCGUGGCCAGACAGAGGUGUCCCACACCAUUCGACUGCGUUACUUGCAUUUAGAUGGAAGGUUCAUGUUCGAAAUCAGACCACCGGCGGACCACUCGUUGUACACUGCAGUGCUGGUGUUGGUCGAACUGGUACGUACAUUGCUAUCGACGCCAUGUUGGAAGGUGCUAAGAAGAAGAAUGCUGUGUUCAUACAGAAUUACGUGCAAGUGAUGCGAAAACAUCGCCCUUAUAUGGUGCAGAAAGAUACACAGUACGUGUUCAUACAUCAAGCUGUGAUGGAAGCUUUGACCUGUGGAACUACAGAGGUCACUUCUCAAAACUUGCGGAUUAGAAUGAACAAACUUGCCAGGGUUAUGUCAGAUGCCAAACAGACUGGUUAUGCAGAAGAAUUCAAGCGUUUGGAGCUCGUCAGCGACUGCCAAAGCUCAGGAGAAGAAUUUGUCGAAGCGUUGAAGCCCUCGAACCUUAACAAGAACAGGUUUUCAAAUAUAGUACCAAUGGAUACUGCACGGGUCAUGCUGAGGAGUUCAGAGCUGGAUAAGGAUUACAUUAACGCCUCUUUCGUUGACGACUAUAGUCGACGUGACGCAUACAUUUUGACUCAAGCCCCGUUAAACGAUACUGUUAACGACUUCUGGAGGAUGAUAUCACAGUAUGAUAUCGGCACAAUUGUGAUGUUAAACAGUUUAAAAGAGGAAAAAGAGAGUUAUCCACUAUAUUGGCCAAAUGAAGGGUCUGCCAAGUAUGGAGACAUCACUUUACAGCUUCUAUCAAAAACAAAUUCGAAGAACAUAACGACGAGGAAGUUCAGCGUUAUAAAUGCGACGCCUCCCAUGAAGACGUCGACUGUACAGCAUAUACAGUACACUGGAUGGGCGAAUGGAGACUCGAACCCAGAUCCCCAAGAAAUGCUCGACCUGUUGGCUGUAUUAGAGCAGUCUCAACAACAAUCCGGAGAUGGUGUCAUUGUUUUUCAAUGCAGGGAUGGUGUGGGUCGUAGCGGCUGUGUAGCUACCAUAAUGUCAGUGAUCGAACGAGUCAAGAUUGAACAAACAGUUGAUGUGUUUCAAACCAUUAAACUGAUUCGAGCUAAAAGGCCUGGUGCUGUGAACACCUUGGAUCUCUACUUGUUCUGUUACAAGACAAUCCUUGCAUACCUGGAUUCUUUCAACUGUUAUUCAAACUUUGAAGAUUGUUAAAUUGUCAGUAUUUGACAGUUGUCGAUGUUUGCGUACCGUCAGUCAGUCAGUCAGUUAGUGAAUUGAUUAGCUGGUUGGUCUCUCAGACACAAAUAAAUUCAAUAUAACAACAAUAAUGAUAGAAAUGAUGAUCGUAUUGGUAAAUUGGUACUAAAUUGGUAGAGCGCGUACAAUAAUUAGCUCUUCAAUAUGGUUAGCUUUUUAAUAAAUAUCACGUGCUGAUUUUCUGAAGGGAAAAGCUCUCCAGUUUGUUUACCAAGAAAGUGCUAAUCAGUAGUUGCAGUUAAAUAGCAUAGAAAGGGAACUUAAGUUUUGUGUAACCAUGGUAAUGAUAAUCAAAUGAUCUUUAAAAUUCAUCUCUGACUCCAAGACUAAAAGUUUGAACCAAGAGCAGUUUAUAAUCAGACUGAAAACCAGUAAACAAAGCUUAAUUUGUGGUAAAUCUGUAAAGAUUUACUGUUUAAAUGGGAAUUGUAUUAUAUUCCUUCCAAAUUCUAUAUUUUUUUCAUUCGAAAAGAGACAAAGAUAAAGUGGUAUUUUAAAAAUUGGUGUUUUUUUAUAGUUGAUAGACAGACCAGUUAGAUGAUAAUACUGUCGAUUAGAAAUAAUAUUAUUUGAAUAGCUUUAUGAGCUAGUAAAAAAUGAAAUUCAUAAAUCUGUCUUUGUAGACAUUAAGUACAGUACUGAUGCGUUGUCGUUUUACGAGAGUCAAAUGAAAGGAAAAAAACUUAACUGUACACGAGCACUCUUAGCACAAGGUUAACUGUGUUCAAAUGAACUUUUCUCUUCAUUCAAAGCAACGUUGUAAACUAUAGGUACAUCAGUUAUUCCGUUGAUAGUAAAGGUUAUACAGACACGUAACACUGAGAAGCCGUUUGGUUGGUGUCGUUCUUCAUCAUUAUAUGGAGAGAACACGGAGGAAAAACUCUCUAACAGGCUUGUAUAUAAUCUUAUUCUGACCAGAAUUUAUUCAUUUAUUCGAUUGGUUAUUUAGUUU